AUGCAAAUUGAACAGCUACCAAACAAUUCUUUUACCAUGAAGCUGUUCGCCGUUGCCGUGAUUGGAUUCGUAGCCUUAGCUGGCUCACAAGCCCAUUCUACUCAUCAUCAUCAUCAUGAUACACAAACUGAAGUUGGACAUAACACUCAAGAAUAUACAAAUGAUCGUUAUGACCAGUACAAUAACAACAAUGGUGAAAAUCAAUACCAACAACGCAACGAAGAAUUGAACCAACAACGCAACAACAACCAAGAAAGCUCUAACGAGAGGUUGUUGAACAAUCUAAACCAACAGCGCAACAUCAACCAGGAAAGCUCUAACGAGAGGUUUUUGAACAAUCAAGACCAACAAAACAACCAAGACUUGAAUGAGUUCAGUGAGUCUAACUGGAAUAUCCAAACUCCUAUUCGUUCGGUGAAGAAGAACAGUCAAAACCAGGCAAUUAAAACCAACAGCCACGAGGUAUUCCAAAGCGAGAACCAGUGGAGUAAAUCCCAGACUUCCAGAAACUUCAACCAACAAAGCCAAGAGGAAGUUAACCAACAAACAUUCAACAACAAAAACCGUGCAAGUCAAAACUAUGGAUCAUCAGACUCAUCCGAAUCAAACUCCCAAGAUGAAUACGUCAAUACCAAUGAUUUGUCCAACGAAAUUGGACAUCAGGUUGCACAGAAAAUGGUUAGAUUCUUUACCAUCAUGGAUAAAUAUACUGCAAGUAACGGAACCAUCCAAACCAACCAAGCUCACGAAUCAUUCGCCUUAAGACAACACACUAUGCCAAUGGAUCAUCAACAGUACCUCAAUAUCAACGAGAGCAAUGUAUACGGUCUCAACCACGGUGUCAUCAAGUCCAUGUAUUUAAACACAGAGAGGAAUUGUGUCGAUUUGGAAUACUUCUUUCAAAGUUUGUGGGUGAAAGCUAAAUUCAACGCCAAGGAAGGACUUAAAAAAUCUUUCAUUUUGAAUAUGUUCAACACCGACAUGAACGUGUCUACCGAAUUAGAAAACUCCAACCGCAACUACGCCCAUUCCCGCAAUGGAAAUGCCCAACUUGUGUUCAAAAACAUCGAAGACUCUUCAGAUAACCAAUUGAUCAAGGACAUAAUUGAAAACAAUUACGCUAAACGAUUAAUCUCAGAAAUUGAAAGUGAAAUAAUCCGCAACUCUUACAACGGUUUGGUCGGAUGUUUGAGAUCUGAACUCGAAUCUACCUUUGAAAUGCCAUUGAACAAAAAACUCAAUUUAGACUUUGAAAACAAGAAAACUCAACUCUCCGUCUCUUUUGUAAGAUCCGACUCAUGGAAUGACGAUCAAUCCAGCUAUCAAUUCAAAAAACAGAAGACAGUUCAGUACGUCGCUUUCCGUCAAAACCAAUCCGGAAACGGUUACAAAUUGAAAGUCAAGGUCUUGUUGGCCAAACGGCCCACAUGGGAAUCCGACAUUGUUCUUCAAAAAUUAAACCACAUCAACCCAAUCAAGAUAAACAACGUAAAAUUCUCCGCUCAAAACAUUGUUGCUAGUGCCGUCAUGAAACGCGUACCACUGGAUAACGGUGCAUACAAAUUCGACGUCGAGGAAGCCAGCUUCAAAUUGGAAGGUCUCAGAUACGAUAUUGGAAAAUUCGACCUACCAAAAAACACUAACGAAAAAUUAGUAAGGGAGGUUGGACAAAAUCUACAGAAAAUCAUGGAGAACGGCAUGAGCGCUGCUCUGCGACAACAGUUAUACAAACAACAACAAAUCUGCAAACAACGCCCAAUGGACUGCAACAGCUGCAGCCGAAACCAAUUCAACCAACAAUAA
This is a messenger RNA of Macrosiphum euphorbiae (potato aphid), 1803 nucleotides long. The record is from the annotation of a GenBank genome assembly. Lineage: Eukaryota; Metazoa; Arthropoda; Insecta; Hemiptera; Aphididae.